This is a messenger RNA of Hibiscus syriacus, 521 nucleotides long. RefSeq names its product probable dual-specificity RNA methyltransferase RlmN. Lineage: Eukaryota; Viridiplantae; Streptophyta; Magnoliopsida; Malvales; Malvaceae. The record is from RefSeq and is a predicted model, not a curated record. The transcript is spliced from 5 exons. Bases 15 to 365 code for a protein of 116 amino acids. Gene Ontology annotation, biological process: tRNA methylation; rRNA base methylation.
AGACCACGAAAGCCAUGAUUGCCACCAAAUUCUCCGUGCUUCAGCACGUGUGCGUCGUCGCCUUUACACGUGCCUCCCGCCAUCGUUCCUUCACCGUCUCCGCUUCCGUCCUCCUGGGCAUGUCUGAACAUGACCUUCAACAACUCGCCGUCGAGUUUGGCCAGCGAAGUUACAGAGCAAAGCAGCUACACCAUUUAAUUUACAAGGAAGGCAAAAGAAUUCAAGAUUUUAGUCAUCUGCCUCAAGCAUUUAGAAACGAUCUUAUAGAAGCUGAUUGGAAAAUAGGAAGGUCUCCAAUUUAUCACACUGUUACUGCUGCCGAUGGAACUGUUAAGUUAUUGAUAAGUUGGAGGAUAACAGAUUGAUCGAACGGUUGGCAUUCCAGUGAAGAUAAAAAGGGUUCAAUGCGACUUACUGCAUGCAUAUCAUCACAGGUAGGCUGCCCGUUGCGCUGUUCAUUUUGUGCCACUGGAAAGGGAGGAUAUUCAAGGAAUUCUUCAGAGGCAUGAAAUUAUCGAGCA